AUGGAGGCGUGGCCGGACGAUUUCCUAUGCCCCAUCACGCUGGAGGUCAUGACGGACCCCGUCAUCCUCCCCUCCGGCCACACCUUCGAGCGCCGCAGCAUCCAGCAGUGGCUCGACGGGGGUCACCUCACCUGCCCCAUCACCAACCUCCCGCUGCCGCCCUGCCCGCCGCUCAUCCCCAACCACGCGCUGCGCCGCCUCAUAGCCGCCGUCUCGCCUUCCGCGGCGGCGGCUCCUGUCCCUACGGAGGGAGGGGCGCACGCGAGGCAAGAAGCGGUGCCGGUUCGGUCCGCAUCACCUGUUCCGGCGCUGCUGAGGCUGGCCAAGUCCGGCGCCGCGGGGCGAAGGGAGGUGCUGGAGUCCGGCAACGCGGCGGUGCUGCUGCGGCACGCGGAGGCCGGGGACGAGGCGGCGGCCAGGGCGCUCCUGCACCUCAGCCUGGACGGCGACGACACCCGCGUCGGGCUCGUGGCGGACGGCGCCGUGGACGCGCUCUCCGCCGCGGUGUCCCGCGGCGGCGCGGCCGCGGCGUCCGCGGCCACGGCGCUCACCAGCCUCGCCACCGUGGACGUCAACAAGUGCACCAUAGGGGCGCACCCUUCCGUCAUCCCGGCGCUGGCGGGGCUCCUCCGCCGCGGCGGCCCGCGGGAGCGCCGCGAGGCCGCCACGGCGCUCUUCGAGCUCUGCAAGCUACCGGAGAACCGCCGCCGCGCGGUGCGCGAGGGCGCCGCGCCCGCGCUCGCGGACUUCGCCGCCGACGGCUCCGCGCGCGCCGUCGAGGUGCUCGGCCUCCUCGCCAGGUGCCGGGAGGGGCGCCAGGAGCUGUGCAGGAUCCCCGGCGUCGUCUCCGUGCUCACGGGCGUCGCCAAGAGCGGCAACGCCCGUGCAAUCGAGCAGGCCCUGCUCGUCCUCAACUGGAUUUGUUCCGAGAGCAACGAACUGGCAUUGGAAGCAAUCAAGCUGCAAGCUUUCGACCUCUGUGAGGCUCUGGUGAACGACGACAACUGCAAGAUCGCCAAGAACGCGGUCGAACUGGUCCGGACGCUCGAGAAAGCGUAG
Messenger RNA from Miscanthus lutarioriparius, 1059 nucleotides. The record is from the annotation of a GenBank genome assembly. NCBI's taxonomy places the organism in Eukaryota, Viridiplantae, Streptophyta, Magnoliopsida, Poales, Poaceae.